Radiomyces spectabilis is the source of this 2479-nucleotide messenger RNA. RefSeq lists its product as uncharacterized. Lineage: Eukaryota; Fungi; Mucoromycota; Mucoromycetes; Mucorales; Radiomycetaceae. The record is from RefSeq and is a predicted model, not a curated record. The coding region runs from base 244 to 2262 and encodes 672 amino acids. Gene Ontology annotation, biological process: protein processing. Gene Ontology annotation, cellular component: plasma membrane. Gene Ontology annotation, molecular function: metalloendopeptidase activity. The transcript is spliced from 7 exons.
CACCAUCCGACAAUCAAACAGCGACCUUUUGCUUGGAACCCCACUGUAUUUUGGCUGCCGCCCAUAUCCUUCAAGUGAGUCUAACUGGUUCCGCUCCUAUAAUAAAUGGUGAACUAAAUGCCUUUCUUUUUAUGUUCGUACAGGAUGUCAAUCGAGAAUUAGAUCCAUGCACCGACUUUUACGCCUAUACAUGUAUAUCGUGUCACUGAGUACUUUUUACGUUACACGUGUUUUGACUGACCCAUGAAUUUCAUAGGCGAUGGAUGGAUGGAAAAUCAUUUACUGCCAGAUACCAUGUCGAAGCUCGACACGCAAUGCGCCAUCAUCGAAAGCAACAAGAAGCGAGCCCAUCAAAUUCUUCCUCGUCUUGAUCGAAUCCUGGAUGAACAAUUAUUUACAAAGUUGACCGCAUUUUAUGGUUCAUGCAUGAACGAAGACGUGAUUGAACGACGCGGUAUCCAACCUCUUUACGAUCUAUUUCACCAAGUGCGUCGUUUCCUUCCGCUCAGUUACUACGCUUCCAAUGAACCUUUAUUCACGACGUCCGAUUCCUCCAUGGUGCAAGGCUUGAGUCAAGCCGUCAGUUACCUGGGGCAGCAUCACAUUUGGGCCCUCUUUGAGAUGCAAAUCGGUCCGGACCCUGAAAUUCCUAGCGUGCCAAGCAUUACAUUGUGGCAAGGCGAAGUAGGCUUACCUUCGCGUGAAUAUUAUGACGACACCGAUGUGUUUUCAACCUAUAUGCAAGUGGUCACGGAAAUUCUGGAAAUCGUUUUUAGCAAAGACAACGGUCAAUUUGGAUGGAAAUCGUCCAGUCCCGUGGCCACUGCCCGACGCAUUUUGGAAUUCGAGAAAAAACUGGCCCAAGUCACCUAUCGCUCAGACACGGACAAGAUCCAACGAUGGACGCUGCAAGAGUUGCAUCAAGCCGCGCCCAAUCUCAACUGGACAUUGUACGUGGAAUCCAUGUUACCCCAUGGCAGUCCGCUGCCCGAUCAUAUCCUUGUACCGGUGCCCCAGUUUGUCAGAGAUCUGUCAGAUGAAGUUUUACGUGGCACGAAUGUCCGAACGCUUCAAAUGUACUUGAUAUGGCGCACCAUAUGGAAGUACCUCGAUACCUUGGGUGAAGAGUUUGUCGCCCCUAAACGCAAAUUGGAAGCCAAACUCGGCGGCAUCGAAUCGCGCGCGAAACCUCCUCGUUGGGAAACUUGUCUGAAUCACGUGGAUCGGUCAUUGGGAUUUUUGCUUGGGCGUUAUUUCGUGAUUGAUCAAUUGGAUCCCGAUUCCAAAGAAAGAGCAGACGAUGUCAUGGUGCGUAUCAUGAACACCUUUGUUGAUCGCUUGGACGACUUGGAUUGGUUACAGGAUGAUGCAACCAAAGCACAGAUGGUGAAAAAGUUGCGAGACAUGGAUCGACAAGUAGGAUAUCCAAUUUCACAACCGGAUCUGCGGUCCACCAUUUCCGUGGCGGAGUAUUAUUCGGAAGUGAUUAUUGAUGAAACGGAUUUUAUGGCCAAUGUCAUGAGUGCCAAUCAAUGGAAAGUCAAACGAAUGUGGAACCAGUUACGGCAUCCUGUGGAUCGUGAUCUGUGGAAAAUGAACCCUCAAAAUGUCUAUGCAACCUAUGACUCCAUGCUUAACAAGGUGGUGUUGCCAGCUGGAGCACUUCAACAGCCAUUAUUUGAUGCGCGAGGUCCUGGCUACUUGAAUUACGGAGCUUUGGGUAGCAUGAUUGGUCAUGAAUUACUUCAUGGAUUUGAUCAAGAAGGACGCCGUUUUGAUAGCCGCGGGAUUGCUGGACACUGGUGGUCCAAUGAGACGAUGGCGCGCUUUGACUCACGUGCGACGUGCUUUGUACAACAGUACUCCAAAUUUGAAAUUCAAGGACCGCAUGGCGAGACCUAUCAGGUGGACGGAAAGCGCACACUCGCCAAUAACUUGGCAGACAAUGGUGGAAUUCAGUUGGCCUACUCCGCUUGGGAGAAACAAAUGAAUGAAAGCGAUGGAAAGCAUGGUGAAAAGGUUUUACUUCCUGGUCUGGGACAUUGGACACCAGAGCAGCUAUUCUACAUUAAUUUUGGACGCACACGGUGUCGAAAGAGUACACCAGAGCAUGAUGUUCGUGAGUUGCGCACCAAAACCACUUCACCCAAUCGGUUCCGGGUCAACGGCCCCUUGAUGAAUUCACCUCAUUUUGCGAAAACGUUUAAAUGUGCAGCUGGCACGCCCAUGAACCCUCAUCAUAAAUGCAUCCUGUGGGCAUAAUGAAAUCAGUUUAUUAACUUGCUAAUAUAUACCUUUACAUUUCGAAUUACUCAAAAGAAGAAAGAACCAGUGAUUUUUUAAAAGACGGAUGAUCGUCGUUUUUUACAGAGCAUUUUUUUUUUUCGGGAUGUGAGUGUGAUUGAAACGCCGCAGAAACGGUUGCCUUUUUUAUGAACCAUUGUUUCUCAUAUUUAUUUUUACUGCUAUUUUUUUUUUU